AUGGUUAUAGAGAAGAAUGUCUCUGCAAUGAUCCAGCGGAGUGACCUCCCAUCAAAGAAGACCGACCCAGGGAUGUUCACACUCCCAAUCUCAAUUGGAGACAUUCAAGUGGAGCACGCAAUGUGUGAUCUAGGGGCUUCUAUCAAUGUACUGCCAUAUUCUAUAUACAAGAAGCUGGGAGAGGCUAAGUUUGUCGACACUGACAUCAUGAUACAGCUAGCCGACAGGUCUUGCAUUCACUCCGAGGGAAUUCUUGAAGAUGUGAUAGUAAAGGUGAACAACUUCCUGUACCCAGCCGACUUCUUCGUCAUCAAAAUGACAGAGCCAGCAGCCAAGGAGUCCAGCGGAGUCCUAUUGGGAAGACCGUUCCUGUCUACAGCCAGCACAAUAAUCGACGUCCGCAAUGGGACGAUCAGUCUGGACUUCAAUGGAGAACAAUUCACUUUCAACAUCGACGCAGCGAUGAAAAAUCCAAGGGACAGUGAGAACGUGCACUCGGUGGACAUAACCAAGCCUCUGGUGCAAGAGUAUCUAGAAGAGGAGUUCCUACAGAGACAAUUCACAGACUCCGCAGCAGACGAAGAGAUUGAGAAAGAAGUCGUUGAUUGGUACGAGGCUAUGAAGGUUGGCGAGAUAGAUGAUCAAGCCAUCACGAAAGCAGUAAUGGACUUCUGUGAGCGACCGCGGCCAGCUGGGUCAAGCGGGAUCGCUCAACUGUCAAGCAUCGAGAAGCUGCCUGAUCAAAGCACUCCACUGAGAAGAGAAGCAUACGAGAAUCCUCCGCCGAUGGAAGUACCCACGCCCACGAAAGAAUUGAAGCCCCUUACAGCGCAUUUGAAGUAUGCCUACCUGGGAGAGAAUGAAACGCUGCCAGUAAUCAUCAACAAACAGUUGACCCAGAGGUAG
Molecule: messenger RNA, 906 nt
Organism: Salvia splendens (bonfire salvia)
Lineage: Eukaryota; Viridiplantae; Streptophyta; Magnoliopsida; Lamiales; Lamiaceae
Exons: 1
Coding region: 1-906 (301 amino acids)
Source: RefSeq, a predicted model, not a curated record